Helianthus annuus (common sunflower) is the source of this 1002-nucleotide messenger RNA. Its product is annotated as bidirectional sugar transporter NEC1. The transcript has 6 exons. Lineage: Eukaryota; Viridiplantae; Streptophyta; Magnoliopsida; Asterales; Asteraceae. Gene Ontology annotation, cellular component: membrane. The record is from RefSeq and is a predicted model, not a curated record. Gene Ontology annotation, biological process: carbohydrate transport. Gene Ontology annotation, molecular function: sugar transmembrane transporter activity. Bases 71 to 832 code for a protein of 253 amino acids.
UCUCAACUUCUCAAGCUUAAAUAAAGAAACGUUUUUAGGAGUCCAUCUAAGACAGUAGUACUUUGACAACAUGUUGGCCUUCUUGAAUGCUCGCUUCUUGGCUUUCGUCUUUGGUCUCUUAGGUAAUAUUAUAUCGUUCCUUGUGUUCCUAGCCCCUAUGCCAACGUUCUACAAGAUUUACCGAAAGAAAUCGUCGGAGGGAUAUCAGGCAGUGCCUUACAUGGUGGCUCUCUUUAGCGCGGCAUUGUUGUUGUACUACGCGGUUCUGAAGACAAAUGCAUACAUGAUCGUCAGCAUCAAUUGCAUUGGAUGUUUUAUUGAAAUAGCUUACCUUUCAGUAUACAUAUUUUAUGCACCCAAAAAUGCCAAGAUAUCUACACUAACGUGUAUAUCUAUAUUCAACGUGUGUGGACUUGGUACGGUGAUGUUAAUCUCGUUGAUCUUGGUGAAAGGCCCAAAAAGAGUUGAACUUGUAGGAUGGAUUUGUGCUGUCAUCAAUCUUGCUGUGUUUGCCGCUCCUCUUAGCAUCAUGAGGAGAGUGAUUCGAACAAAGAGCGUGGAGUACAUGCCAUUCAUGCUCUCCUUCUCUCUCACUUUAUGUGCCACUGCAUGGUUCUUCUAUGGCUUCUUUGUUAACGAUUUUUACAUAGCGGUACCAAAUGUAGCUGGAUUCUUAUUUGGGAUAGUUCAAAUGAUAUUGUAUUGCGUAUACAAGGAUUCCAAUAAGAAAAAUGAUAAGGAUGAGCAAGAGAAACCAAAUAAUAAAAGCACAGAUAAAGAAGGUUUUGAGGUGGAAGUGGUCGCUGACAGCCAAUGUAACCGUCGCAAUUAGUAAUUUGGUUGGUUCAAGAAAGAGAGAAUAAGAAUAUAUGUUAUGAAAGUGCUUUAAAGAUUUUCUGUUUAUUUGGUUGAUUAUUAUUAUAAGAUUAAAAGAAUGAAGUACCCUUGUGGUUGCAUGUUUACUACACGAUCAAUAAACUGUUGUUACUUUUGUGCUUCAAA